AUGGAUAUUGCUGAUCAUGAGAAGGAAAUACGUCGUACUGUAAUUUUACGAGUUCCCGGCGUCAAGAUAAUCUCUAGCUGCUCACGGUCUGGCGGCUGCGUGCCACACAACACAUUGACUGCAAAAUUCUGGACACCGUCAUUAAAAUUGCGUAAACUCACCUUGAAAGAUGACAUGUCAGAAACGGUGAUUCAGAAAACGAAGACCCGCGUGCACAAAAAGGCGCUGCGCAAGUACAGCCAAGAUGAUGAUCAUGUAAAAGAGCGCCAAGUCACUGAAAAAGAAGAAGUAUUCUACGACGCGGUUGACUGGUGCCUUGAAGGUGAAGAAGAAGAAUACUUUGACGCUAUGGGUAUUGGUGAUCCAUAUUGGAUUGCUGAAACUUGCUGUGGUAUAUCCACUACUUGUCGUAUUAUCCAUCCUAGACUGGUGUUCCCAACAGGAAAGAUCGGGAUCUAGACGUGUGUCCAUUCUGAGUGAGCUUCUCCAUUAGAACACCGAUUGAACCUCUUCAUCCAUAACUUGGAUCUAUCGCCGAGAUCAAUUCAUACGGGUAACGCUGUCACAUCACAGCAUGUGGAUCCUUCC
This is a messenger RNA of Radiomyces spectabilis, 588 nucleotides long. RefSeq lists its product as uncharacterized. Lineage: Eukaryota; Fungi; Mucoromycota; Mucoromycetes; Mucorales; Radiomycetaceae. The transcript has 4 exons. The record is from RefSeq and is a predicted model, not a curated record. The coding region runs from base 1 to 459 and encodes 152 amino acids.